Messenger RNA from Puntigrus tetrazona (Sumatra barb), 3241 nucleotides. Its product is annotated as zinc finger protein 135. Gene Ontology annotation, biological process: regulation of transcription by RNA polymerase II. Gene Ontology annotation, cellular component: nucleus. The transcript is spliced from 7 exons. Gene Ontology annotation, molecular function: DNA-binding transcription factor activity, RNA polymerase II-specific; RNA polymerase II transcription regulatory region sequence-specific DNA binding. Bases 459 to 2750 code for a protein of 763 amino acids. NCBI's taxonomy places the organism in Eukaryota, Metazoa, Chordata, Actinopteri, Cypriniformes, Cyprinidae. The record is from RefSeq and is a predicted model, not a curated record.
GAGCUAAAUGCUAAGAGAGUGAAGCUAGCACAACCAAUCCUAUUAAAGUUACUUACACACAUACACCACACAACUCAGAACACAUUUGGCUAUAUUAUUUUUUUUUAAAAGAGGGGGCUGGUAAAAAAAAUCCUAUUUUGUUCUUUAACUUAACAACUUUCGAACUGUUAUGUAGUUUAAGAAUAUUUCUAAAAAAGUGUCCAUUAUAAAUAAAGACAAUGCAUUUAUAAUCUACUGAAAUUCAAGUUUUUUUCACAUCAUUACUUAAAAGCAUUGAUUAAAACAAUAUUGAUUAAUAUUUAAGAGCAUUUAGUUAAAGUUCUCAGCAUGUAAAGCUUAAUCUACGAUAUAUUAUUUGAGCCAUAUGGAUGUUGUAUUGCACCUGUUUUACAAAGUAGGCACAACUCAACUCUCUCCCUCUCUCUGCACUGCGUCUGGUUGUGCCACCUCUUCGGCUGAUGUCAGCAUUUCUAUGGCAGGUGGUUCAGCGUCGUAUUGUGACACAGUAUGGGAAGCUGGAGCAAUUUGUGGUGCUGGUAACGGAGACUGUGCCAGACAUCAUGAGUCGAAGUCUGGUUAAUAAACUGAUCUUUCACCUGCGGAAAAAGGUGAUAUUGGAGCUUUGUCUAAAAGAUAAAAUGCCAGAUCUAUGGAUCAUUCAAGCACAUCUGGAUUCUCUUCGAAAUCUCACACUUAAAUGUAAGGAUGUGGAAAGUGAGAUCAUUAAUAACAAAUUUAUCAGAAUGGUGCACAACCUUUUAGAAGACCCAGAAAAGAAAGAGAAUUUCAUACAGCAUGUCUUUCCUGUAGAAUACGGAUCUGGAUAUGAUGCAGUAUUACAGAGCCUUGCAUGGGAGUUCCUGUCUCGAGUAGAAGAUCUGCUGCCGGUGCCCAACCUCAAAGAAACAGCAUCACGGCUUUGCGGUGGUCUCUCGAUGAUGGAGGAGAUUGUGCAGCCUCUCUCAGAUCCAGUUGAGAUUAAGGAUGUUCUCCAGCAUUUCAAAACGAAAAGACAUCAUGCAAGAAGCAAUGAGCAAUCUCAAAGAGUUAUCAGCGAAGUGUCCAUUCCUUCUACAGCUGAAGUAGUUUGUUUGCCUCAUCCAAUUGCACAAGAAACCGUCUCGCCUACCAUUACCGUUGAAAAUGAGGAAACUUUGCCCCCCACCUCCAUUGCACAAGAGACAAUUAUCAUAGAAUCAGAAAGCACAGAGAACCAAUCAGAAUCUGAUCACGCGGCCAUCGCCAUAAUGAGCCCUUCUCAGAGUUACACAGAAGAGGAUGAGCCUUUAGUGGAUAGCGAGGAGUUCACGGUAAGAGCUGCCACUGAAGAAGCAGAGGAGGGCUUACAAGAAGAAGAAGUACUUUGUGAGGAGAAAGACCAAGGUGUCUGUGAAGUCCAGCAGAUCUACCUGACGGCGGACGGCUCCACUGUGGUGGUUUCAGAGUUUGAGAACGAGGGAGAGGAGGCGACUCAAUUGCAGUUUCUAGAGCAAUCAGAGAUGGUUGAAGCGUCUGGUGUGAGGCAAGUCAGUUUAGAGCAAUGGAUCUCAGAAUUAACUGGAAAAGGCAUCUCUUUACCAGUUUUGCCUCCAACUCCUGUUGAGAUUGUGAGGGAGGAGACCAUCUAUGUUCCUGUCAUAGAAAGACCACCGUCCGUGAAGUCUAUCAUACACAGAAAGAGCAGUCCACCUCGAGCUGCAAUUUCCAAGAAGGCAGCGGCCACUCCUUCUGAGUCCCAGACAAUGCAGGACGAGAAAAGACACAGCUGUCCCGAGUGUCACAAAGAGUUUCGGUUCGAAUGUCUGCUGAGGAAUCACAUGCGCACUCACACGGGUGAGCGGCCAUUCCAGUGUUCAGACUGUGGCAAAAGCUUCAGGUGCCUCAGCUUCUUGACGAAUCACAUCAAAACGCACUCGCUUGCCAGACCUUUCAAAUGCAUACAGUGUGUCAAGACGUUUCGCAAAAAAGCCGACCUCAUCAAGCACAUUCGUGUGCACACAGGUGAAAAACCAUACAAGUGCACCAUCUGUGGCAAAAGCUUCUCUCAAGGCUCAUACUUGAAGAUUCACCGCGAAUGCCACACCUCAGAGAACCUGCACCAGUGUCCUCACUGUGACAAGAGUUUCCCGACAGCAUUUAAGCUGUCCAUUCAUGUCCGCUACCAUUCCAUGGAUCGCUCAUAUCAGUGUAACCAAUGUGGGAAGAGCUUCAUCUAUGCCAGCCUCCUUCGAAGACACAAAGGUUAUCAUGCAGGUGAGCGCCAGUAUCUGUGCUCCAUCUGCGGUAAGUCCUUCGUCUACAUGUUCGACUUGAAAAAGCACCAGCGCAACCACGAGAGACCGCGGAUCAAGAUCCCAUGCACGCUUUGUAACAAGACGUUUGCGGGACCCGAGAUGCUGAGGUGCCAUCUGCGCAUACACACCGGAGAGCGUCCAUUCCGCUGCAAAAUCUGUGGAAAAGCAUUCUCUCAGAUUGGGAACAUGAAGAGACACGAGCGCGUACACACAGGCGAGAGGCCAUUCACCUGUGAAAGAUGCGGGAAGACGUACAAGCACUCUUCUCAUUUGAAGAACCACAUGCUCAGCCACACGGGCGAGCGGCCGUGGCAGUGCUCUCAUUGUGGGAAGAGCUUCAAAUUUGCUGGGCCUCUUAAGAAACAUGAGAGAACUCACUUGGGUGAACGAGGAAAUCGUAGAAGGAAUUACGACCAAACACGUAGCCGCAUGAAAACAGAACACAAAAGUCCUUAAUUAAAUGUAGGGAUAUUGCAGCUUAACAAUGAUCAGAUGACACAUGAUUAUCUAGUUAUUACUUUAAAAGGUAAUAUAAUUGUGUUUCCCAAACAAUGCUUUAUGCAGUUCAUUAUUGAAACUGCACACAGAAAUACUUUAUAAAUUUACACUUUUGUAGUAUUUAAAAGGAAUAGUUGACUAGAAAUAGAAGGUUUGCUGACAGUUUACCCUCAGGCCAUCCAUGGUGUAGAACUCCAAGUUUAAAAAAUGUAUUUAAAUUGAAUUUAUUCUUUAAAAGAUUAAAAUGUAACACACAUCUUUUUGCAACACAAGGCAUUACUUGAUGGACUGGAGUGGCAUGGUAUGGAUUACUUGUGGAUUAUUGUUAUGCUUUUAUCAGCUGUUUGGACUUCUAUUUUGACAGCUCCUAUUCACUGCAGAGGACCCAUUGCAGACUGAUGUAAUGCUACAUUUCUUCAAACUAUUUCCAAUAAAAAAAAACACUAUAU